Ascoidea rubescens DSM 1968 is the source of this 2634-nucleotide messenger RNA. RefSeq lists its product as uncharacterized. Lineage: Eukaryota; Fungi; Ascomycota; Saccharomycetes; Ascoideales; Ascoideaceae. Bases 431 to 2392 code for a protein of 653 amino acids. The record is from RefSeq and is a predicted model, not a curated record. The transcript has a single exon.
UAUCAUUAUUAUUAUUAUUAAUCAUUACAGGUACAAGUAUAAUUAUAAUUAUAAUUAUAAUUAUCUCUAUAAUUACUAUAUAUAUAUAAUAUAUUUUCCUAUCUUUUUUCUUUUCUUUUCUUUCCCUUUCUUUUUUCUUUUUUAAUCCAACUUAUCUUGACUUAUCUAACGAUUAGUCUCACUACUAUCAAAUUGCUUUGUAUCAUAUCUUAUCAUAUCUUAUCAUAUCUUAUCAUAUCAUAACCUAUUUUAUUAUAUUUAAUCUCCUAUCAUAUCUUAUCUUGCCCUUAUCAUAUCUAAUCUUAUCACACGUUAUCUUAUACUAUUCUCAUAUAUUAUCCCAAUAUCACUUCUAAUAUCACUUCUAAUAUCGCUCCUAUUAAUCAUCCUCUUAUAACUAUAUUCAUUCUUAUAAUAUCCCAAUCCUAAAAUGUUUAGAAUUGUCACAAAUUCAAGCUUGAACUCCACAUUCAAAGCUAGAGUCGUCCCCCAAGCUUCUCAUUUAAAUUUCACAACAACAACUUCCUCUGCAAACUCCUCAACAACCUCUGCUGCCGUUGCUGCUCACGCUGCAAAAAACUUCAACUUCAACUCAAAAAGAUUCAACUCUCCUUACCAAAAUAAUAAUAAUAACAACAACAACAACAGUAACAACAACAAUAAUCACUCAAACAAUAAUCACUCAAACAAUAACAACAAUAACAACAACAACAAUCACUCAAACAAUAACAAUAACAAUAACCAAGUUAGCUAUAAUACUCAAAACCACAAUAACAACAACAACAGAAAUAAUAGAAGUAACAGAAAGAAAUUCUACAACAACAGUAGCAAUAACAACAACAACUUCAACAACUUCAUUCCCAAUGGUAGAGAUAACCCAUGGUUCCACCAAUUGGUCGCCUUUGAAGAAUCGGUCUCUCAAUCCUCAAAAGCCUCGAGAUUCAAUUCUGCCUUUGAUCCUAUUUUCUGGAACUCAAUUGGUAAAGCAAUGUCCCUCUAUAGAGAACUAAGUGGCACUCCUGAUUUUGGUGCUGAAAGAGUCUCAAAACUAGUCUACCUACUCCACACUGGUCUCAGACAAAACAGAUCCCAAACUUUACGUCUAGACAAAAAACCUGAUUUCGACUCAAAAUCUUUCCACAAAGAUAUGAGCGACUUUCUAUGCACUUCCCUUCGUGAAGUCUCCAAUGAUAUCAUUGACAACAAAAUAUCCAUCAACGAAUAUGGUGCAAUGCACUUGAUCACCUCAUUUAAAGAACUAGUCCUAUACGAAGAAGCAAUCUCAAUCUGGUUCUCCUCAAGAAAUUCAAACUCCUCCUCUGUCUUCCUAGACCCAAGAGUUGUAGGCGUCGUCUUACCAAUAAUGUACGAAAAUGGCCACUCGUUUGAAAAUAUCAACAAACUAUUCGAACAAAGCAAAGCAACCAUAGACUAUUACCACCCAAAUUUGGCCGUGGGAAUGAUCAGAACUUGUUUACUCGCCAACGAAAUCAACCAAGCUUUGCGUCUAUUUGAAGAGUUGUGUGCAAAUGCUCAACAAAAGAGAUUUGGUUACUUGACCGAAACUCAUUUAUCUUUUAUUGGUGAAUCUAAUGACUUGAAUGUCGCAAACACCUUCUUUGAAAAGGCCCUCAAUGAUGAAAUGCCCUAUAAAGUCGAUUUGCAAGCUCCUUAUAUUAAAAAAUUCAUGUCAAAUACCUGGUCUCAAACUAAAGAUUUUGACAAAGUAUUAAACAUCUGGAUUAAAUGUUGGGGCAACUAUGGUAUCAACGUUAAUAAAGGUGUUUCCUCUUCAAUCAAUGACUUGUUUUUAUCAAUCUUUUUUGAAAACUAUGCCAAUGAUUCCAACAUUGGCUUUUUAAAAUUAAAAGACAUCAUCAGAAUCUAUAACAAUAUCAAACCAGUCGACGAGCCCUUUUUAAACAUUAUCAUGACAAAAUGUGCAAUUUGGGAUGAUUCAUCAAUCAUUGAAAGCAUUAACGAUGCUUAUCAAAUUUAUGGUGCUGAGAAAACUGUUGUUGCUUACAGAGUCUACUUGAAGACCUUAGGACAUUCUAAUGUUUCUGAAGAUCAUAUUUUCAAUGCUUGGAAUAGUUUAUUACAAUUUGCAGAUUUAACUGGUGCGACAUUUAUUCACAAUGCAGACUGGGCUGCCUUAAGAGAUGCUACUAUUGCUUCAAAGGAUUAUUCAAAAAGUAGAAUUGAAACUUAUUGUAAAAUUAUUAAAUUAUAUUCAGUUUAUUGCAGAGAUUUAAGACAAUUCAAUAUGAUUACUGAGGUUAAUGGAACCAAACAUCCAGGUAUCUUACCUUAUUUACACAAUUUAAAUUCCUUGGAUGUUUUUGGUAUUAAAAUUCCUAAUUUCACUAAUUUCAAACAAUUAUCAAGUUAAUCAAGUUAAUCAUAUUAAUUUUCAUUAAAUCAAUUUUUAAUGUACUUUUAUUCAAAAUUAAACAUUCAAAUUCAAAUCUAAAUUCCAAUUCCAAUUCCAAUUCCAAUUCCAAUUAAACAUUCAAAUUCCAAUUCCUAAUGAAAAUUAAUCAAUAUUAUUUUAGUUUAUUUAAAUAUUCCUGUUUUAGUUUACUCUAUUUUUGUUAUUUCAAAUUAGAAAUAUAACCUGCUAUCCUAUCCUAU